Molecule: messenger RNA, 885 nt
Organism: Microthlaspi erraticum
Lineage: Eukaryota; Viridiplantae; Streptophyta; Magnoliopsida; Brassicales; Brassicaceae
Source: the annotation of a GenBank genome assembly
AUGUACUCGGCGAUUCGCUCGCUUCCUCUCGACGGUGGACUCUCCGGCGAGUUCCACGGACCUCUCGACGGAACCAAUCUUCCCGGAGACGCAUGUUUGGUCUUAACCACUGACCCCAAACCCCGUCUCCGGUGGACGUCGGAGCUUCAUGAGAGGUUCGUCGACGCCGUCACCCAGCUCGGAGGUCCCGACAAAGCGACGCCUAAAACUAUCAUGAGAACGAUGGGAGUGAAGGGACUCACUCUCUACCACCUCAAAUCACAUCUUCAGAAAUUCCGACUAGGGAGGCAAGCUUGCAAAGAAUCAACUGAGAACUCCAAGGAUGCUUCUUGUGUUGGGGAGAGUCAGGAUACAGGUUCAUCUUCAUCAUCAUCGCUGAGAAUGGCAGCGCAGGAGCAGAACGAGAGUUACCAAGUCACCGAGGCUCUACGUGCUCAGAUGGAAGUCCAAAGAAGACUACACGAGCAAUUGGAGGUGCAACGGAGACUCCAGCUGAGGAUAGAGGCACAAGGGAAGUACUUGCAAUCGAUUCUUGAAAAAGCCUGCAAGGCCUUCGACGAGCAAGCGGCUGCUUUUGCCGGACUUGAGGCAGCUAGGGAAGAGCUAUCAGACCUAGCCAUCAAAGUCUCCAACAACUCUCAAGGAACAACAGUCCCGUUCUUCGAUACAACCAAGAUGAUGAUGAUGCCGUCUCUCUCCGAGCUGGCAGAAGCGAUAGACCACAAGAACAACAUCACAACCAACUGUUCGGUAGAAAGCUCUCUGACUUCCAUCACCAAUGGGAGCUCGGUGUCCGCUGCGUCGAUGAAGAAGCGGCUUCGUGGAGACAGUGUGGGUGUUGGGUAUGAAGCUGGCUGGAUUAUGCCUAGUAGUACCAUUGGAUAA